Syngnathus acus (greater pipefish) is the source of this 1807-nucleotide messenger RNA. RefSeq names its product adenosine A2b receptor (gene adora2b). Gene Ontology annotation, cellular component: membrane. NCBI's taxonomy places the organism in Eukaryota, Metazoa, Chordata, Actinopteri, Syngnathiformes, Syngnathidae. The coding region runs from base 219 to 1277 and encodes 352 amino acids. Gene Ontology annotation, molecular function: G protein-coupled adenosine receptor activity. The transcript is spliced from 3 exons. The record is from RefSeq and is a predicted model, not a curated record. Gene Ontology annotation, biological process: G protein-coupled adenosine receptor signaling pathway; vasodilation; adenylate cyclase-activating G protein-coupled receptor signaling pathway.
GCAUGAGCCGUCCUGCUCCUCCUCGACUUGAAAAGUGCUGUCAGGGAGGAAAGUUGCGCCACACUAGUGGAAAGUCCUCAGUGGCGUGGACGCGACCACAGACGAUGCAAAGCUUUGCAAAGAUGGCCACUUUAGCAGCUUGUGGACUAUUCCUGGACUCCAAACUAAAGACUUGCGCCCUGCCUGUAGACUUGUAGGGAGCUCCUCGUCUCAGAAGAAUGAAUGACGAAGGAAUGAAGACGCUUUACAUUAUCAUUGAAGUGGUCAUUGCUCUGUUCUCCAUCUCCGGCAACGUUUUGGUUUGCUGGGCUGUGGCCAUUAAUACCACACUAAAGAACGCCACCAACUAUUUUUUGGUGUCUUUGGCCGUGGCGGACAUCCUGGUGGGCUGCCUGGCAAUUCCUUUCGCUAUCACUAUCAGCAUCGGCAUCCGACUGGACUUUUAUGGCUGUCUCUUCAUGGCCUGUUUCGUUCUGGUUCUCACCCAGAGCUCCAUCUUCAGUCUACUCGCCAUCGCUAUUGACAGAUACCUGGCUGUUAAAAUCCCUCUCAGGUACAAACAGUUGAUGACAGGAAAAAAAGCCAGAGAGAUCAUCGCUAUUUUAUGGAUCCUGUCCUUCGUCAUCGGGCUGGUCCCUUUCUUCGGUUGGAACAUCAAACACCGGAGUUGCAGGAAUGUCAACGCCAGCACGGCGGACAACACUACGAACGGUCAACCGAAAGGCGGCCAUUUACGACCCCGGAGUUGCAAGCUCAGAUGUUUCUUUGAGAGCGUGGUGGACAUGGAGUACAUGGUCUACUUUAACUUCUUUGUCUGCGUUCUGCUGCCGCUCCUCAUCAUGCUCGGCAUCUACAUGAAAAUCUUCACGGUGGCCAGGAUGCAGCUGAGGCAGAUUGAGCUCAAAUGCGUCUCCAACGGCGACAACCAUCAUCACAGCCUAUUGCAGCGGGAAAUCCGCGCCGCCAAAUCGCUAUCCAUCAUCGUGGGGCUCUUCGCCAUUUGCUGGCUGCCCGUCCAUAUCCUCAACUGCCUCACGCUCUUCUACAAGGAACUGGUCAAACCCGAAGUAGUCAUGUACGUAGCCAUCAUUCUAUCCCACGCUAACUCGGCCGUCAACCCUGUCAUCUACGCUUACCGCAUCCAGGACUUCAGAAACACCUUCCGUAAGAUUCUGGAACGCCACGUGCUGUGUCGCAAAGAAGAGCUCUACGUCAGCUCCAACGGCAGCAGGCGCACCAGAGACCAGAUCCACAUGACUGUAGAUCCUCUCCUAUAGACUCGCCACUGUUUCCGCUGAAUGAUGUUUACACGAGCAGGGUAACACGCCUCGAGGAGGGGGGGGGGUCGAACUUUUAUAACGUGAAGGCUUUCUUGUCGUUGAGGUAACACUAACUGGAUGUAUCAGACUGGGUUAGGGUCCCAAAACGUUCUAAAAAUGAUAUUGUUCAAAGUAAGCCCUGAUACAACUGCAACAGUCCUGUUUUUUUAUUUUAUGCUGCCAAAAGGUAGUUCAAGUGUUUAUUUAUUACAGUAAUGGAAUCUUUGUGAAUGUGAACAUUAAAGGUUUUGGUGGAUCUGGACUUGUGGACCUCAAAAGGUACAACCGAAGUACUUGGUGGGGUCAUUUCUGAUCACCUCCCCGGCCCCUCCCACUCAGAAAGUGUUGAACGUAAAAUCAUUGAUUGAAUCGUUGUGUCUUCAGUUGCUUCCUUUUGUAGGUCAAAAGGAAAUUAUUUAUGGAAUUUGUAUUUGUUAAAUUGGUAUAUUUGGGCUGGAAAUGACAAAAUGAAUUGAAGGAGAUUUUAC